GUGGAAAGCCACCAUGCAAAAUUGAAGAGUGACAACAGAAUAUCAAAAAUCUACAGAAUGCCUUCCGAUAUAGGGGCACCUCAACAGCUGAAGCAGUCCUCGAGAAAGGGCAAGAAAGCCUGGCGCAAAAAUGUCGACAUUACAGAAGUACAAACAGGACUCGAGAAUCUGCGUGAAGAAAUCAUUCAGGGCGGCCCGAUCGCAGAGAAGGCAUCGGAGGAGCUGUUUGCACUUGAUGUCAAGGGGUCAGAGGACAUAAAGAUAAAAUACAAACUGCAAAAGCCUCUGAAGGUGGACGAGAUUUUGUCAAGGCGUUCCGCCGUGCCCGCACUGGACAGCCGCAAGAGACCACAUUCGGCGGUUGGAUACGGUAUCGUCACCUCAAGCAAGCGCCAAAAGCCGGACUGGGUGAGCAAAAAAGAGGUUCAACGGCUGAGGAAUAAUCUCGACAAGAGUACUUUCUUGGAUAGCCAGAAUAUCGAGUCUGAGAAUGCCAGCUUUGACCCUUGGGCUAUAGGCCCUGAGCCUCUGUCAAGCAGGGACGAGUCCAAAGAAUACAUACCGAAGCCCAAGCCCAAGGUGGCUCCUGCAACCAUCCGAAGGGCGCCAAUCGCCAUGACGGCUACCGGCAAGCCUGUACGAGCAGUGCAACAACCAGAGGGAGGCACAAGUUACAAUCCAGCCUUCGAAGAUUGGGACGAACUGUUGAACAAGGAGGGUGAGCGAGAAUUACAGGCUGAGAAGGCACGGCUCUUGGAUGCCCAGAUCGCCGCGGAAAAGGAGGAGAGAAUCCAGCAACUUGCUUCGCUUCCUGACCCCAACCCGGCAGACGAAGAGAGUGCUUGGGAAGGGUUCGAGACGGAUAAUGACGAUCCGGAACUUCUCAAGAAGAAACGUCCUGAGCGUAAAACCCCAGCACAGCGAAACAAGAUCAAGAGAAGGAGAGAAGCGGAGAGACUAGCAAAGCACGAAAAGCGGAUGGGCGAUAAGCAGAAGCAAGCAGAACAGAUCAUAAAUUCUUUGAUCUUGCAGCAAGAGCGCGAGAACGAGUUGUCCACUGAAGAAGAACAACUUGAAGCUGUGGGAAUUGAUGACCGGGCUUUGAGAAGGAGAAAACUGGGUACCGCCCCUAUCCCUGAAAAGUCACUAGAGGUUGUCCUGCCCGACGAGCUCCAAGACUCUUUGCGGAGACUCAAGCCAGAAGGCAAUCUCUUGAAUGAUCGCUUCAGAAACCUCCUCGUCAAUGGAAAGCUGGAGAGCCGCAAGCCCAUCUUACAGCCUAAGAAGGCAAAGAGAAAGAUAACCGAAAAGUGGUCUUACAAGGACUUCAGUGUAAAGGUGUGAUCUCGAAGAGGUAGUCAUGAUUGGAAAUGAAUCAUAUUCAUGAGAUACUCU
Messenger RNA from Exophiala oligosperma, 1395 nucleotides. RefSeq lists its product as uncharacterized. NCBI's taxonomy places the organism in Eukaryota, Fungi, Ascomycota, Eurotiomycetes, Chaetothyriales, Herpotrichiellaceae. The transcript has a single exon. Gene Ontology annotation, cellular component: nucleolus. Gene Ontology annotation, biological process: rRNA processing; ribosomal large subunit assembly. Gene Ontology annotation, molecular function: 5S rRNA binding. The coding region runs from base 58 to 1344 and encodes 428 amino acids. The record is from RefSeq and is a predicted model, not a curated record.